Amoebophrya sp. A120 is the source of this 4267-nucleotide messenger RNA. The record is from the annotation of a GenBank genome assembly. Lineage: Eukaryota; Dinophyceae; Syndiniales; Amoebophryaceae.
CUUCCUACAGCCUGCAAACGCCAACAGUGAUCGCGUCUCUUUGGGGAAUCGAUGAGAACACGCGCGCAACAGCCUGUUUUUGCGGAAACUUCCACACAAUUAUCAAGAUGCGCGGCUCGGCGGCAGCCGGAAAGCGUGACGAGCCAGUGCCAGAGACAUCCUACUAUCUUGCGUUUGGAAAUCAUAGUGAAGGGCAGUGUGGGGCUGGCGAAAAUGGGAGCCCGGAGUGCGUUUGCGUCGACCCAUACCUGCCCAAGACAGCGCUACAGGUUCUGUGGGAGCCUUGCCGAGUGGAGCAGCAUCAAGCCGAGUGGCCCGUUCUUGCAGUGGGAGAAAACCAUUCUGUGGCAAUCGACGGCUUGGGGCGUCCCUGGUCUUGGGGGAACGGCGCGGCGGGUAAGGCAAUUUCGCACUUUGAAAUUUUGAUCUACUGGGCUCUAAAAUGAUGAAAAAGAGCAAACCUUUCUUCCGACUGAAUGAUGACUCACUUUGAGAACAUAAUAAUCCGUUUCUCAAACAUUCGCAGUAAGUGUCCGAAAAAGUGUAGGGGGUCAUGUUGUGACCGCUGGCACAAAUGAAGACCGACUUUUUUCCUUAGAUGUCUGACCGGUUGAAAGUAUCGUACUAGUACAAAUUUGGUCAUUUGUAAUGCGGAUUUCCCUUAACACCUAGAUUUGUAAAUGCGUAAUUGCACCAAAGACGGGCAUGAAUGAUGAUCGUAACAAGUGUCGCGCCAUCCAUUUUCGUAGAGCAUUUCCCUCUGCCAGGAAGAUGCGGUGACAUCAACUCUUUGACACCCUGACUGCCCACGAGAGCCAAAGCCCAGCGUUCUCUUUGUAGCACUUAUAAUCUCCACCACAGCUAGCACUAGCGUGAUGAUUGUAACAAGUGUCGCGCCAUCCAUUUUCGUAGAGUUUCGGCCUCUACGGGGCGGAUACGGUGACAUCAACCUCUAGACACCCUGAUUUGUGCUGUAGCCCGACAGAGAAUUUUGAAUCUAGAUCCCCGACUAGGUUCCACUAACUAAAAUGAUGAUUAUAACAAGUGUCGCGCCAUCCAUUUUCGUAGAGCUUUCGCCUCUACGGGGCGGAUACGGUGACAUCAACCUCUAGACACCCUGAUUUGUGCUGUAGCCCGACAGAGAAGAAUUUGAACCUAGAUCCCCAACUAGGUUCGACGAACUAAAAUGAUGAUUGUAACAAGUGUCGCGCCAUCCAUUUUCGUAGAGCUUUCGCCUCUACGGGGCGGAUACGGUGACAUCAACCUCUAGACACCCUGAUUUGUGAUGCGCAUUUUAGAGCACAGAAAAAUCUCUCAUGCAUAGGUAGCAAAGCAAAAGCUGCCUUACGAUGAUGAUUGCAACAAGUGUCGCGCCAUCCAUUUUCGUAGAGCAUUUGCCUCAACGGGGUGGAUACGGUGACAUCAACCUUUAGACACCCUGACAAAGCACUGGAUAUUCCUUUUUUUUGUAUGUACUGAUGAUGACACUCUUUGAGAAAAUCGUAUUCCGUUUCUCAAACAUUCGCAGUAAGUGUCCGACUAAGUAGCUCCAGGGGAAAAUAACUUUUGUGGCUGCACAUGCUGGACAAACUUCCUUAGAUGUCUGAUCAUUGGUUUUCUUGAGAUUUUUCGUGCGGCCUUUUGGGGUGCCAUGCUGCGCAGUAUUUUUCCUCUUGCGCAGCGAUAUCGAGCGGUCGGGCACUGGAGCGGGGUACAAUUCUGCUCCUCGUGGUGUUUCGAAGUCGAUAGCAUCCAAUAGAGAGACUAUAGUGGUUGACGUUUUCUAAACUCCCACAUAGUCCUGCUUCAUAUUCCUUGUCGCGGCAGGAGCGCGGACCUGGGUUUCUUACUCCAGGUUGGUGCAGGGUCGCUCUGCGGCCAAACUGCCGGGUCAAACCAUGGAGCUAACAGUAACGUCUUUUCGAUAAACAUGCUACUUAGACCUUAUUCUCGGCGUACAGGAUGACAAAGUUUGAGAACUUCGUGCAAGAACCGUUUCUCAAACAUUCGCAGUAAGUGUCCUACUAAGUGGCAGCAAAGGCUGCUGCGAAUGCUGGACAAACUUCCUUAGAUGUCUGACAGGCUCCUCGUAGUCGUACCUCCGUGAGCUUAUUCAUACAUUGCAUUCUUCGGCGUCGUCAAAACAAGACGCAGACUGGACAGUUUGCGAGAAAGGCUAUGAACCUGUGCUGAUUGUCUGACUUUUAUGUUAAAAAAAGGUAAGCUAGGGCAGGGCGAUCAGCGAAAUUUGCGGCAAGCCACACUGAUCGACAGGCUGAAGGCACGCAGGUUCGUGUUGGCUGCGUGUGGUCCGAGCUCCACCGUGUUAGUUAGUCGCACUGGCGCGCUGGUGAAGACGAGCUUCUCCGUCUCUGCAACGAAUAAAUCAGGCGGAACUAGUGCUGUAGUAACACCGCCGGCGUCGCUUUCUGGGAGGUGGGCGACUGCGUUUCCGUUGCAGCCGCAUCCUGACAUAGUCGCGCCUUCUGCAGCAGUACUUCCAGACGGCGGCGCGAGCGCAGUUGCGACACCUAAACUCGUCAAGGAGAAGCUGCUCAAACUAGAUUUGCCCCACCACCGCAAGGGAUUUUUCGAAAACCUGUCCGCUUCUCUGAAGAAGGAGAUCCCGCAGUCCGUUGUGUUAGUUGAGAAACCUUUACCGGUGGGGGAGUGGCUGGUGCUAACAGCCUCGGAAGGGAAAAAACAAGAUUUCCGCGUGCAGUCGCUUGUUUGCCGGGUCACGCAGAAGGGCAGUCUAAUCUGCAAGUCCCGCGCUCCGGUCUUGCUCAGGGGUAAUGGGAACAGUCCCGGGACGGAGGCGUCGCUGCCCUGCGCUGCCAACACGACGCUGAAAGACACCGAGGCGAGCCAGGGCGCCGAGGCAACGAGCAACAAGCCCAAAAUCUUCAUUGUUUCCGCCGAGUGCUGGUCCCUGUCUGGGGAUAAACCAGAUACCGUGCUGACAUUGGGCCGCAAGAAGAUCAAACGCAGGCUACUUGACUUUGCCCCUCCAGGAAAAGUGAACUCGGAGGAGAGUGCAGCACCUGUUCGUGAUGCUUCGGCGAAAGGCCCUGUUUCAACGCCGAAUGACGUGUGUGUUUUCCAGAUGCCGAAAGGGGUGGCUGUUGCGGAGGUGGCGGAGUGGUUCGACGACGUGGGAGUGCUGUCGCCUUCGUCACCAAAGCACACUGAAGUCGGCAGCAACAAGCCCGGAGGUGGUGGUGCAGCGAACAAUACUAAAGUGGAUCUGCUGACACAGUCGUCGUGUAAGUACCUCAUUGGAUAUCACGAGGCAGAGCAGAUAUUCCAAGCCUGCAGUCUUACCACCGCUGCGGGGAGCGAUCAAAUCUCUUCGUCGGGAAGCCAGGAGAAGGAUCGCCAAGCACUGCCGGCUGCCAUGGCGUCGUUGGCGCUGCACGAUGUGCGUGCGGAUGCUUUGGAUUCGCACUUGCUGAACCUCGUGCAGCUGAAACCCAAGGGCAUUUUGCUGGCCCAGCGCAAUGAGCAACAGCCCGCAGUCGACAGUGAGGGAGAGGCGGACGGAAACACAGCCGCGCGUUGGACCGGGUGGGAGACCUUCGACUUGCAUGUUUCCGUGCAGACGGAUCUUCCUUACCGUUCGGCACAAAGCGAAUCACCAGCCACCAAGGCGGCUAACCAUUGGAAGACCUGUUUUGUGGGACUGCUGAGCAACGGUGAUGCAGCGCAGUUGCUGCAGUCUGGGCAAAGCGCCGAGUCGUCAAAAACGCCUUCGCAGAACCAAGGCCUUAUCACGAAAGUCACGGUGGAGUUUGACAAACACGACUUUUUGUACACGUUCGGGGACGGUAAUGCCUGGCCAGAACCCGUGGCGCUACCUUCUUCGACCACAAACACGCAGUAUUCAGAGGAAGAGGCGCUUGUGCAACAGAUCCAUUGUUGGCAGACUGCGGAGCAGGCAGAAACGUGUCUUGGCGUGCUGUGCGGAGCUGCGAUCGGGGAUGACAAAAGCAAAGUCUACUGCGAAGUCACGAAUUGCGGGUAUGAAAAUCAGGUCCAAAAAGUUUUGAACGUGGAUCGAGAUAGAGCAGAGCUAUCGUCAAUUGCCGUUGGGCCGAAGACGUGCUUUGCCAUUCUGAAGUGAAGGUGUAUUUGGCGUAUUUUCUUGAUGAAUUCUGCUUUCCCGUUGGUGAAGAAAGAGAAACCUAAAAUAGUAAAUGAGAAAAGUAAGGAUGUAUCUAAAAAUCUUCUAUGUGGCAGCAAAUGCCGGGUAAAGGAACAAAAUCGG